AUGAAAAGUAUAGUCUCUACCGAGCCCAGCGUUAAUACUUGUGAAGAUUCAAAAAGUAGCGAGUCAUCCUCCGCAAAGAUUAGUGCCGAACAGGAAUUUUGUCUUUAUGAAUUGGAAACAUUAUCUGACUCUUCCAGCAUAGGAUUAGUCUUGCGUGCAAUCUAUGAUACUGGAAGUGUUCAUAAAUUUACUCGAGCAUUGGAUAAGCGUAUAACACAUUAUGACAAAAGCAUUUUACGUGUAUGUACCCACCAUUAUCAAGGAUUUUUGGAUUCAUUGAAACAACUUCGUGGUUUAAAAGAAAAAUGUGCUGAAAUUAGAAAAAAUGCAGAAGAAACUAAUCAGCUGGUUCAAGAAGAAAGCCGAGCAUUGUUAAAGCGUAGUUCGGAGAUUGUUCGCUAUAGAAAAUUGCAAAGAAAUGCAAACAAUGCUAUUCAACAAAUUUCUAUGUGUUUGCCAAUGUUGGAGAAUUAUGCCCAAUUGGAGAAAUUAAUGGAACAGAAAAAAUACCUGCAAGCUCUCAAAGUUUUGGAAGAUCUCGAACAUAAUUACCUCAAUCAAUUGCAUAAAUACCGUUUUGCCCAUCAGUUUGCUAAAUCUACUGGCCCAAUCCGUGAUCAAAUACGCGAGCGUUCAUAUUCUGAAUUAACUGAUUUUCUCGAGAAUUUAAUGAAGUCAUCUGAACGAAUUGGUGCUGAUGCUUCUAAACACGUAGACGAAUUUUAUACAAAACAGCAAUUAUGCACUAUUAGCUCUAAACGUUCACAGGCUUGUAGUGUGGACCCUACACUGUCCAGAAAACAACAAUCUUUAGACAUUAAACUUUCUGCAGAUGGUUCUGUGAUUAAAACAAAUAUAUCGACUUCAAAUUCAUCUCAAAAUUUACAGCAACAAUUAAUUAAUUCAAAUGAAAAACAUCAACCUAUUAAUUGCCGAUUUGAUGCAUAUGAUAAAUUGGAUUUUGGACCAGUUCAUCGUUGCUGUCAAAUAUUUAAUGUUUUGGGUGAUCGUGAGAAAUUUGAAGUUUAUUACCGCAAGCAGCGUUUUGAUCAAAUUCAACUUAUUUUGGAACGGCAUACUUAUUUGAGUAAAGAAAAUUUAAAUUCAAUUAAUUCAUUUAUUCCUUAUCUUAAUACAAUAAUUGGUUUCUUUAUAAUCGAGGAUCGUAUUGCACAAAUGCAGUCAACGUUGGUUACUGAAUCACAUAAAGAGGAGCUUUGGGAAUUAACUUUAUGUCGUAUUACUGAAACAAUUACUUCUCAUUUUGGAAAUUGCACAAAUGUUGAUCUAAUUUUUGAAAUGAAAAAAUUAAUUCUUUUACUUUCUUUAACUAUAAAGAGUUACGGAUAUAAUCCUAAUCCUUUUUACAAUCUUCUACAAAAUUUCAGAGAUAAAUAUAGUGAAAUAUUAAUAGAAAAAUAUGCUAGUAAAUUUAAAGAAACACUUGAAAGUGACGAUUGCACUCCAAUAGAGACUAAAAAUGAGGAAGAAUAUCGACAAGUUAUCUCUGAAUUUCCUAUUUAUCGAAGGGGAAUAGAUCACGCUUUUCCAAGAAAAUUUCCAUUUUCUCGUUUUGUCCCACAAGUUUAUUCUUUGCAAGCAAAAGCAUUUAUUACCGAUUGUGUUCGUUUUAUGGAAGAUUUACAACUUUCGCAAUCUGAAGUUGGUGAUACAGUUAGGCGUUAUUGUAAUGUUCUUUUUGCAAGAUGGUCGGAUGAAUUGAAAAUAUUUAUAGGUUGUCAGAAACGUUCUUUAGUUCAACUUAUUCAAAUAACAAUCAAUAUGGGUUAUUUGGAACGUUCUUGUGAAUUUUUGGAACGGAUAAUUUCUGAAGCAGCACGUAAUUUAAGCGAAACUGAUAUUAGCAAUUUCUCCGGUGGAAGUGGAAAUCUUUCGGCACUCGCUUUUGAUGAUACGGCUGGACAUUUUGUAGCACUUAAAAAUCAAUUGUUCCGUGACUCACGUUCUGAAGUUGAACAAUUAAUUGAUGAAGCUUUUCGUGAAAAAGUCCAAGCAUUUCUUGAUAAUUUAAAUUAUGAUUGGGAAUUACAACAUCCAACUGGUGUAGCUAGCGACAAUAUUUCAGAUAUGAUUACAUUUCUCACCUCAACAUUUAUCAAUUUCACCAAUUUGCCAAAUGUUCUAGCUCGGCAUAUUUGCAUGCAGGCUUGUAAAUUCCUGGCUGAACGUCUUCAUUCUAUGCUUUUGUCGCCUAAACACAAAGCCAUUAGUAUGGGUGCUCUUGAGCAGUUUUCUUUAGAUGUCAUGCAGUGUGAAUUGUUCGCCGCCCAGUGUCCGGUGCCUGGAUUUGAAGACAAUGCUCUUGCUAUUACAUUUGCACAUUUGCGUCAAUUACUGGAUUUAGUAAUGGGACCAGACUGGACAACAUUUUUUAGUGAAAGAGAUGCGUCUCAACAACAAAGAACUGAAAAUAGUUUGGCACCAAAAUAUACUCGAGUUAAGGCUUCAAAUGCUGCUAUUCUUCUUGAAAAGUUUCACAAUUUAAUUAUCUUUUCUUUAUUUUAUUUAAAUUUAGGAUAG
This is a messenger RNA of Meloidogyne enterolobii, 2541 nucleotides long. Lineage: Eukaryota; Metazoa; Nematoda; Chromadorea; Rhabditida; Meloidogynidae. The record is from the annotation of a GenBank genome assembly.